Messenger RNA from Sphaeroforma arctica JP610, 4140 nucleotides. RefSeq lists its product as hypothetical. The record is from RefSeq and is a predicted model, not a curated record. The transcript has 11 exons. Gene Ontology annotation, molecular function: protein dimerization activity. NCBI's taxonomy places the organism in Eukaryota, Ichthyosporea, Ichthyophonida. Bases 283 to 3765 code for a protein of 1160 amino acids.
AGCUUCUGCGCUGCUUCAUUUUCAAUAGAAUAAGAAGGUUGUGGUUCGCAGAAGGCUAUGCUUCGCAACAGGAAUCAUAUCACACAUCACAACAGAUACAGAUUGUAUAAUAUGCUAUUCUGCUAUACAUUUACAAAGUACUAUUUAGACUUCACUGAAGUUAUGCUAUUUUCAUCGGAAACACCCAGCAGUGCCAGUGAAGGACUGUGUUGUGCAAUUAUCUAAACACACGUACACAUCAAUUGCGGCAAAGUACUGCCAGCUUUUCCACAAGAGCACAAGAUGGAGGAAUAUAAUGAUUACAAAGCUUACAAUGAAAAAAUACACACAUAUCCCCAAUCGCAACCGUCGCUGCCAGCAAACCACUUAUUUGAUCUACUAUACCAAUCUAUCUCAGCGCCCACUAAGAACCAGGGAAAUGGCUCGGAUACGUUCACUUCAACCCCUAUAAACGGUGGUGAUCACUCACUAGGCUCAUCGAAUACGAGUAGUCUGGCGUCACCCCCGCUUGCGUGGCUGACAUCAGACGAAGAGGAAUUGGGACAGAACAUAGAUGUAUCCCUGGUUGAUGAAUUGCUACAAGAAACCCUGGGAUUGGGCGCAACUCAACUGAGUGUUGGUAUUGACGCCAAUGGCAUAUCGCGGGUGUGGUAUCCCGGCAAUAGAGCCUUACCCGUGGCUCCCGAUACUUCACAUUUUACCCCAGACAUCACUCACAACGCUAAGGAGCAAGCAUCGCAUUCAGAUACGUCUGUGACGGACGCGUACGAAAACUCUACUAGCCCACCGGAAGUUAUCACAGACGACGGCACCCCGUGUGUUCCGGUUGUGCAUUCGAAAGAUGAACGCUACAGUAAUAGCCCUGAGCCGAACAGCGAGAACUCUCACAACCCGUUCCAGGGAAACGACGCUCUAAAUGUGGCAAGGAAAACAAGUGAGGAGACUACACACCGAAGCGACACCAACGGCGAUGGCUCAAGCAAUUCAAGGAAGAGUAGCAAGGCGAGCUAUUCGAAGAGGAAGCAGGCAACCGAGAGGAAGCGCAUACAAUCCAUCUCAGAGGCAUUCGAUGUGCUCAAGAGCGUUGUUCCCUCGUGCGCUGGUGCGAAAGCGGCCCGUGUCACCAUACUGCAAAGAACGGCACAACACAUUAUUGCACAGAAUCAAGUCAUCGAGCGCUUGAAAGCAAAGUUGGAACUACUUGCCUCUGACAAAGACCGUACUUCGGUUAUCAUGGCGACGGGUGCAGAUGCAAACCACAUGCAACUAUUACCAGGCGUCAGUAGAAUGGGCUCAAUGCCAGCAAUGGGUUAUACCGCGCAGAUGGCCGACGCGAGCAACCACUCAAUCAUCCAGCCACCACACUCACUCACGCACGCUGCUGCCCGUGCGCUAAGACAGUCGCAGGUCCAAGGACUUCCCCAGGCCCAGAUGUACCCAGGCGGCACUUGUGUGGCAGCUACCAAGGCAAUGUAUGCACAGCCACCGGUUCUUGGUAGUGCUAUGUGUUUGAACAGUUUCUCCGUGGCGCCAGAAACUCAGGAUUUGGCGCAGACAAAUUGUAUGUGCAUGGUGUGUGUCGGUGCGGGUCUAUCGGUAUAUGAUCAGGUAUAUGCGCAGACAGCCGGGCCACCACCACACGCCCAAAGGAUUCAUACUCUGGAUAGCCAGGCACAUAUGCAUAAGCCAGAACGGACACAGGCGCAGAUACAGACGAAAUCACUUCCAAACAUGCGAGUACAGAUGCCGACAGCAGCACAAGUACAAGCCCAGAUACAAACACAGUCACUACAUGUACCCCAAGCGCAGUCGCAGACUUUGACGCAAAGAGAGUCACAAAAACUAUCGGAACAGAAAACGGCAAAAGUUGUGUUAACAGAGCAUGGCAGUUCCGACUGCUCGACUGCAUACUCUGCAACACAGCGGUGUAAUACUGCACCGACAAAUAUAACCGAAUUCGCGUUCGCCGAUACCGAUGUAGACUCGCUCAUAAAUGCUGGUAAUGGUAUUGUGGACAUGGACACGGGCGUUUGUACAAACAAGCUCACAACACCUGUCAAUGCACUACCAGAUACCACACGCGACUCUCAAAUACAGCUGAUGGGAAGCUCUGUAGGUCAGAAAUCUCAAGGUCGACCGCAGGGCGUGGGAAGUUGUACGAUCACAAAGAGUGGUGACUCGAGCAAUUGGGGGACUACAGAUGAGGGGUUCGGAACGACUACAAGUGCGGGAGGGAAGCGCAAAAGGCAAGCUGCAGGUGGUGCGGUAGCAGGCAUUGAGGAGAUGGAAGCCAUUCUGGAAGAGUGUGUGAAAUCUGCUCGGGUAGAAGGAAAGGACGGGCACGUGAGUGUAUCUGCGGACGGUUUAUUGAGUGGAGUUAAAGGGGAGGGGUAUACACAGACACUCAGGGACAUACAGACCCGCGCACAUGCGCAUGCACAAUCGCAAGCGCGUGCCCAGGUACCAACACCUAUACCCCCACAAGCAGUUGAUCAUACGAAGGCUCAGGCUCAGAUGCAGACACGGAUAAGUGAACAUGCAGACACAACGCAACCGACACCACCACAAGACCUGCAGCUACAGCGAGCAUCGACACCAACACAGGAGGCGCAUACAAUUCAACAGCAGCAACCAGUACACCCGCACGCCGUAUCACCGCCUAUCAACGAUGCACUGUCAGAAUUACAGACCGUCGAGAAGCCCUCGACAUCGUAUGGAGGUGGGAACACGCGCACCCUGAUGAGUGUGUGUUUGUUCCUCCUCAUGUCACCUACGAGCAGGUGGGUCAUGGAUAGCAUGCAGCAGAGCAGUGACAUCAACCCCACGGGACGAGUACUUCAUUCUUUGGGCGUCAACGAAACCCGCUACAGCGGCUACAUGACCAACAUGUUUAUUCUGAUACUAUCGCGUGCCAUGCCACACGUGCUGCUCUGCGUCCGGUCACUAGCUGCGUUGCUGUUUGCGCGUGUAGUUUUAUUAAUUGCCGAACCAAGCGGAUUCAUCAGCAAAGAUCUUCUCAAGGAAGUCCAGGAAAUCCGACAGAAGGUGGACUCUGCAUUUCAGAACGGAAGUAUAGCUGAGGCAGAAGAGAUGGCAAUACAGGGGCUGGCUCUGUGUGGCCACCACCCCCUCCAACUGACUGGUAUCAAGCUGCUCGCCCACUGGUUGACACAAUGUGGUCAUCAUCAGCUGCGCAACUGGCGGAUAGGUGCUCUGGUGGACACUGUCGUACUGGCCCCUCGCGAUAUAUCGCCUCUGCGUGAGAUCGCCCAUCUGUACUUCCAGCUGUACCUGAUCAAGGUGUUCUACCGUGGACAGGAUGAUCUGCAAGCCAUCCAUCUGCAAACCUCGGCGCUCAACUACGCAGAAGUGUGCGACGCACGCUAUCCAGCCGACACGCUGCUAACACAGAUAUAUGUGUCAGAGACUUUCGCCAUGGAGAGACUGUUCCCUCAGUUCCACUACAUCUCGCGCUUCUACCAACACCGAGCGCUGUCGCGUGUGCUAAAGUACGGCCAGAACCAUAUGAAAAAGGUCGAGGAGAUCAAGUUAUUCCAGGAAGAGCGCAGCUCCGCGUGCCGCUUCCAGGUCUUCCCUGGGCUGUUGAUUAUCAGUCUAUUGCUUGUAGGAGCCAGCGUUAUCCAAUUCACUACGUAUGCCUUCGAGAUUGAUGGGCAGGCUGAUCACCCUCUGUUCCAGUACCUGAUGAUAAUACCUACCAUUCUCCUGCUACCGCUAGCUGUUCUGACCUGUUUCCCACCAUAAUAUAAUAUCGGAAUGGAGAUUACCAUACAUGCAAUCACACAUCUACUAAGAUGUUCACCAAUCCUCUUAAGCACGCACGAGCAUACACAAGAUCACGUUUUUUAGCUCCAUGUGUAUUGCUAAGAAGUAACACUCUCGAAAAGCUAGAUAAUAUAGCAUUAGGCCGCUCUCUCUCCCGGCCAACACAGACAUAUACAUAUAGUUCAAACGCAUGUGUCUUGGUAUUGCUGGCUUCAAUCCCAGACUGGCAUAUUACGCUGGAAAUAGAAUCCGCUGGAAAUCGCGCCCAAUUUCGAAACAGAAAGAUAUUCGAGGAAAUACAGAGCCCAGUGCGGCAUCGUUGAUAAAAUAUGAAUUUGCUAUAAAUGUGUCGGA